UGUAUUUACCAUGUUUUUUCAGCUUUUUUCUUUUCCAUUCACCAACCAAAAUACGCCACGCCCUCUCUAAUAUCCAUCCCUCCUAACUCACUAUUUACGAUACCUCCGUGUCUCUCCUCUCUGCAUUUGCAAAUGGAAACAUAAAAAUAAACAACUCAAAGAUUAAAAAAGAGAAAGCGUGAAGAUCGGGUCUAAUCUGGGUUCUCUUGAAAGUUUAACCAAUUCUUUGAAUCUUUUGUAGUCUCCCUCGUGUAUAUAUAUAUCACCCUCAAGAGAAGAGAAAAGAGCUCCGCAAUUCAUUUCAUCUUUUUUCUUUUUUGUAACAACUUUUUUUCUAAAGGUAUAUAUAUUUAAAGUCUUGUUGUAGUUUUAGUUGUCGGUUUAGGUUUUUUUUUUCUUUCUAAAAUUUCAAUCUCUUUUUAUCGUUUCAUGUGUGUAAUUACAACGAAAAAUACCCCAAGAGUUAGGGUGGAGUGAGGUGUGAUUUUGGAAUCUGUUACUUUUUCUUUCAUUUUCUAGGGAAACCCAAACAGAGAAUAAAAAUAAAUUGUAUGUAGUGGUGAACUUGAGAGGUUUUUUUUUUUUUUUGGAAAAGAAGGCAAGGGUUUUGAUUUUGGUGGAUAAUUUUGGAAAUUGAAAUGCCGGAGGAGGAGGUGGUAGAGAUUAAGUUUCGGUUGUAUGAUGGAUCAGAUAUGGGUCCAUUUCGAUACUCGCCUGCUUCAACCAUUGCUAUGCUCAAGGAAAGAAUUGUUGCUGAAUGGCCUAAAGAUAAAAAAAUUGCGCCUAAGGGAGCAAAUGACAUCAAACUGAUAAAUGCUGGGAAAAUUUUGGAGAACAACAAGAUUGUUGGCCAGUGUAGAGUACAUUUUGGUGAUCUUCCUGAAGCAGUCAUCACCAUGCAUGUUGUUGUGCAGCCGUCUGUAACAAAAGUUAAAACAGCAGAAAAGAAGGUGGAUGAGCCUCCCAGGAAUAACUUAUGUUCAUGUUCCAUAAUGUAAAAUUGUUUGGUCUCGAUUCAGAGGGAUGGUCUCCCCAGUUCCUUGGAUCUGCUGUGCUAUGGACCGUGGUUUGCCGGAAAAAAAAAAAAAGAAAAAGAUAAUUAGUAAAACAGUGUCAUUCCUCAUUGUUUGUCAGGGCAUUUUUCAGAAAGAAUGAUAUUAAAAUGGGUGUUUCAUGUAUUUGCUAGCUACCCUUAUUUUUUAUUUUUAUUUUUUUUUGUUUUGUCUUCCUUAUUUGUUUAAUGGAAAGCCAAUGGAUUCAUUGACUUA
Gossypium arboreum is the source of this 1268-nucleotide messenger RNA. Its product is annotated as membrane-anchored ubiquitin-fold protein 4-like. The record is from RefSeq and is a predicted model, not a curated record. The transcript has 3 exons. NCBI's taxonomy places the organism in Eukaryota, Viridiplantae, Streptophyta, Magnoliopsida, Malvales, Malvaceae. Gene Ontology annotation, molecular function: protein binding. The coding region runs from base 639 to 998 and encodes 119 amino acids.